AUGGCGACCGAGGAUAGCCGCCGGAAAACGCUAGCUAUUUCCCUUCCGGCGGGGAUCAGCAAACUCGGGGACCACGAUCUACUCGCAGAAUUCCUUUGUCGCCUCUCGGACACCAAAUCCGCCUGGCGGUGCAAAUCCGUCUGCAAGCGAUGGGACUUGCUCCUGGUCCAAUUCGCGGAUCGGAACGGCGGGAGGAAUCCCGACGGUGAGCUGAGAAGGACGUUCUUGGUAUGCAAUCCGUUCACAAAGCAGUGGGUGGCCCUUCCUUUGGCGCCAAAAACUAGCUCCACGGCGAUUACAGCAAGAUUGGUGUGCAAGCCCUGUAAUUCGAUCAUCAACACUCUGUUUUUCGGCGUCGCCGGCGGUGGGGAAGAGCCGUUCACCCAUCACUCCGAUUAUCGAUUUUUCGUGGUGCGCUUGCACCGAUAUGGUCGAGAAUCAGACGUUUUCUGUUCGGAAGCAGGGGAGUGGAUGGAACUUGCUCUCUGUGCUUCAAUUCCACGGUGGGAUCUAGAUUAUGAUGUUGUUUCGCUUAAUGGGAAGUUGUACUGGAAGGAUUAUGACAGGAAAUCAGUCGUUGUUGGGUGGAAUCCUUACACUACAGCCGACUAG
Linum tenue is the source of this 612-nucleotide messenger RNA. The record is from the annotation of a GenBank genome assembly. Lineage: Eukaryota; Viridiplantae; Streptophyta; Magnoliopsida; Malpighiales; Linaceae.